ACUCAUUAGGAGAUAUUAGUGCUAUUUACAUCUUUAAACUUACAUGCACAAGAGGAUAUUUAAUAUGUCACCUAUUUCUCCAUUAAUAAAUAACAACUGGAAUUAAAUUGAAAUUAUAAAAAGUCUCAAAUCCAUACAUUACAAUUCCUAAGGGAUUAUAUUUUCUUAAAUUAAGGAGAAACAGGAAUAUUCAAAUGCUUCCAUUUAAUGUAUAAAUAUUUUAGGUAUGAGUGAACAGUUUUGAAAGUCAAUGUUUAAAUGUUAAAAUUAGAUACAGAAUUUCAUUCCUAAGAAAAAUUACGGAUCUUUUAAAAAGCUUAGUAUUCUCCUUAUAGCUCUGGGAAUGGAAGUAUUUUAGGGUAUAUACAUUUCUGAAAUUUAAUAGGGGGAUACUAAAUAUUGUAAUGUCUUAUGCUUAGGACAAAGAAGGCAUAGGCCCUUUCCUCCACACCUUUCAAUGUAGAUUAGGUGUUAUGUUUGUGAUUUGAAGGGGAAAUAGGCAACCAAAAAUGGAGUUGCUAAUUAAAAACUGGUUUUGCCAUUUUCUUACAUGUUAGUUUUUUUUAUUUUAUUUAGGAUUAUAACUAUGAAAGUCUGUUCAUUAUGACUUUUUCAUAGUACUAACAUGCAUCAUUUUCACUUGAGGGCAUGGGCCUAAGAACCUGACACCUGCAACUUAGUUCUAUUUUUAGAUAAUAUAUGACCUUGAGUAAUUUCUCUAAAUUAGGCACACACACACACACACACACACACACACACACCAACCUUUUUCUCACAGUACCCUUGGACUUAUUUAGAAGGUACCUUUAUUCCAACUUUAUAACAUCAAGAUUUGUUUUUUUGAAAAGGGAAAAGAUAUUUCCAGUUUAGGUUAUGGGUUUCUAAUGUCAUCAUUUUAAGAAAAUUGGUUAAAAAAAAUCUAAGAAAUCAAUGGGUCACUUUUAAGAGUAAUAUAGAGCUAUAAAAGCAAUCUUCCCUCUUUAUUUUUGUUAGGAUAUGGUGAUACAGAAGUGUAAGUCCCUUCAGAGUAUCAAAAGUUUCCUUUAUUGUGGCUCUCUAGUACAUGUGAAACAGCUUAUCAUGUAACUUUUAUGUAGAGUUUCUGUGACACGUAUUUUUUUUCUUAGCUUUGUGCAUUAGAGGAAAAUGGGAUCUUGGGUUUUCUGUUAGCACUUCCCUCACUGGGAUAUAUUGAAGAGGUUGACUGGCUACUAAUGUCUUUAAAUGAGAUCUUCCUAAUACGAUUGUGAGGUGAUUGGAUUCCAUCCAGAUUCCCAGGGCUUUCUCAGAUGAGGAAACAAGAUCAGAGUUUUCUUGUCCUGGCGUCUCCUAGUUAAGCCGGGGAACCAAGUUUUUGAAAACCUUAUUUCCAUGCCAGUGUUCUCUUUCACUAGACCAUACUGCUUCUUUCUCACCUCCAUCCUCCAAAUCAACCAAGGUCCAACUUUAAUUUGUACUUAACAGUGGUAACCAUUAAAGUUUGGAACAAACGGAUCUUCCCUGUACAACUGAAUAUAGUUAUUCAAAUUUUUAAAAAGUGGCUUAAUUUUACAGUUAGGAUGCCGUGAAUAAACUAACGAGUCAACCUGGGAGCAGCUUUACUAUGGAUAAGCCAGUAAGACACCACCAGGAAGGAGGUGGGCGGAGCAAUAGGUGAUGCUGUACCGCGUCUGGACACCCCGGUCCGGACGCAGGCCCAGUUCGCGGCGGAAGCAGGGCCCCGCCCCGUCCCGCCCCGCGGACCGCGGGUUCCGGGCGCCGGCGGGCAGUUGCCUGGACGCUGCUGUGAGGGGCCGUAGGAGGGACGGAGGAGGCCAUGUUUCGGCUGCCGGAACUUUAUUUGAGGAAGAGGCGGUUGGAGCCGUCCCCCAUCUCCCGGCCUGAUGAUCAUUCGGGAUUACGAUUAGGGAUGUGGUAUUGGAAAGAUGAAACCAGAACUCUUGAAUUCAGAAGUUUUACACCUGCAGUAGAACUCAAGGAAAAAGGAAAGAAAGGCAAAGCAGUUCAUUUUGCUGAAAUCGAUGGCCCAGCUUCAGAGAGGUUGGCAGAUAAAAGAUUUGUUGCAAGAGAUGAUAAAUCAACUAAAGCCUUAGAGAAACGAGGUCAGCAGGGCAACGUGACAUUGGAUGAUGCUAAAUAUGUUGCCUUGCUUUUGCUGCAAGAGACUGAGAUGCAGCGUAUCUGUUCUUUCACAACAUUUAUGAGGAAUAAGAAUCUUGACAAUUUCCUCAUGGCAUUAUUGUACUAUUUAUCUCACUUCUUGCAAAAAAACUCACUGGAAAAGAAACCCAAAAGCUAUAUGGUGGGCCGUGUAGAGAAAAAAGAGAUGGAACUGGUUCUAAGUAAGUUAGCAGCAGCACAGAAAUACUUGGCACAGAAGUACUGUGUCCUUGUUCUUGGCUUGGGGAUGCCGGACAAGCACCAUAUGUGCUGUGGAAAGGAGAAAAUAUCAGAUACACAAAAAGACUGGAAAUUCUUUGAGUCGUUUUUUACUUUCUGUACACACAUAGCUUGGAUUGUCUUCCGACGUCAACACUUGACAGAGAUUGAGGAAGAAAUAGGGAGGCUUUUUCGUACCAAUAUGUUCAACAUUCCUCGAAGGAAGCAUGAGGAUGAAGAAUCGGGGGGGGAGAAGAAACGCAUGACUUUUGUGCAAUUUAGGAGAAUGAUGGCAAAACGCCCAGCAAUUAAAAAAGCCAUUAACAUGCGCUCUCCAGUCAUGUCUACUCUGCUGCCCUCUCUCAAAGAAAAAGCUCAGAAUAUCUUUGAGAAAAAGUAUCACCAAGCAGGCAUCAGACUCCCUGCCCAGAUCCAAAAGCACAUGGAUAGCCUGGACUCAGUGCCCAUGCCAAUAGUUGGCAUCUUGGGGGAGCCUCGAUGUCUGUUCAACCCCCAUACCCUUCUUCCUCUUGAACCAGAAGAAAACAUGAACUCAUCUGGGAGAAAUCAUUCUUUAAUAGAAAGAAAUAACACCAGGAUUCAGGAUACACUGGACUUCGUCAUGAGAGCACUGUCCUCUAAUGUAACAGUCUCUAAAUAAUCUGUUGGAAAACCUGUGGCACUGUUAACUGCUUUCUGGGCAGCCUCUUUAGCUUGGUGGGCUUGUAGUGCCAGCUACAGCUUCAUCAACCUCAGAACAGAGACUCUGGAAGACUCAAGCAUAUAAAGAAGUUCUGAAUUACCAAUUUCCAGGAAUAUGUCAGUGCUUUUACCAGCAAAGGUAGGGUGCAUGGCUUGAAUGAGAGGAAAUAGAUGUUCGCCCCAACAUUUGCUUCUGCUUUUGCGGAGGGGCAGAUGUCAACAUGGAACCAAAGUUUCCUGAUCUUGUGCAUGAAUAGCAAGCUGCUGCAUAAUAACUUAUGGCUGUGUAUUAAGAUGUUGAACAUUGCCAACUCCUGCAGCAUGUUUAUACUGUGGAAUGACCUAGACAACAGGUGCAACUGCAACUGCAGCAGCCACAGGACAUGGACCCAUUGUCUGUGUUACUGUAUUAGCAACACACUGUGUUGACAUGACUCAUGGAAUCUGUGAAGAAGCUGAUCUCAAUUCUAAAUGGUGGUCUAGUAGCAGCUGGAUGGAUAGCAUGGCAUAUUUUGGAAUGGAUGAGG
Messenger RNA from Choloepus didactylus (southern two-toed sloth), 3608 nucleotides. RefSeq names its product protein phosphatase 1 regulatory subunit 36 (gene PPP1R36). Gene Ontology annotation, biological process: negative regulation of phosphatase activity. The transcript has 12 exons. The record is from RefSeq and is a predicted model, not a curated record. Gene Ontology annotation, molecular function: phosphatase binding. NCBI's taxonomy places the organism in Eukaryota, Metazoa, Chordata, Mammalia, Pilosa, Megalonychidae. The coding region runs from base 1817 to 3040 and encodes 407 amino acids.